AUGGCUACCGUCGACAUUCCCAGACAGCAAAAAGCCGCUGUCAAGGUGGGCAGUGGGGAGGAUGCAAAGGCUCCAGUCCAACAGGUCGACGUUCCCACACCGGGACCGGGAGAGGUGCUCGUCAAGAUCAACUGGACUGGUCUCUGUGCUUCUGACAAGUCACUCAUCCACGACGAAUGGGCCGCGUUCGGAGUAGCCAUGCAGCCCGCGACCAAGGGCAUCGCAGGCCACGAGGGCGCCGGUGUCGUCGUGGCCGUGGGCGACGACAUGCACCACAAGUGGAAGGUGGGCGACCGAGCAGGCAUCAAAUGGGUCUGGGGUGUCUGUGGCGAGUGUGAAUUCUGCACCAACGGCACCGACGAGCUCCAUUGCCCCAAACAGAAGAAUUCCGGCUUCACUGCCGCGGGUACCUUCCAGCAAUACGCCCUCAGCGACGGACGUUACACCACACGUAUCCCCGAAGGUGUCAAGGACGAAGAGGCUGGCCCGAUCAUGUGUGGUGGUGUGACGGCAUAUGUUGCUUGUAAACGAAGUGCGGUUAAGCCCGGCCAGUGGAUUGUGCUUCCCGGUGCUGGUGGAGGUCUUGGGCAUUUUGCAGUGCAGUACGCUAAGGCUAUGGGUAUGCGAAUCAUUGCUAUCGAUGGCGGCGACGAAAAACGCGACCUGUGCAAGAAACUCGGUGCCGAAGAAUUCAUCGACUUUACCAAAAUCAAAGAUGUUGCGGCCGAAAUCAUGAAAAUUACCACCUACGGCGCUCACGGUGUCAUCGUAACGGCAGCAACCAAACAAGCUUAUGAAUCUGCCCCGGGAUUCCUUCGUCCAGGAGGCACUGUUGUUGCCGUGGGUCUGCCGAAGGACCCAACUGUUCUAGCUGGAGCUCCGCCUCUCAUGCUGUGUCUGAGAAAGCUCAAUAUUGUCGGCAGCGUGGUAGGAACACUGAAGGACGUCGAAGAGGCCCUAGACUUUACAGCACGGGGACUCGUGCAUCCUAUCUUGACGAAAGGCACGCUAGAGGAUGUUGACAAGUACAUGGACCUGAUGAUAGCUGGUAAGCUUGCAGGAAGAGCUGUGUUGAAAGUCUAAUGAUUACCUUGGCCCAUGCCUGGAGGGAAGUCUGUCACGGGAGGACAGAAUGGUCAACAGUAACAAC
Exophiala oligosperma is the source of this 1150-nucleotide messenger RNA. RefSeq lists its product as uncharacterized. The transcript has 5 exons. Bases 1 to 1083 code for a protein of 360 amino acids. The record is from RefSeq and is a predicted model, not a curated record. Gene Ontology annotation, molecular function: oxidoreductase activity. NCBI's taxonomy places the organism in Eukaryota, Fungi, Ascomycota, Eurotiomycetes, Chaetothyriales, Herpotrichiellaceae.